Molecule: messenger RNA, 1108 nt
Organism: Lactuca sativa (garden lettuce)
Lineage: Eukaryota; Viridiplantae; Streptophyta; Magnoliopsida; Asterales; Asteraceae
Product: FKBP-like peptidyl-prolyl cis-trans isomerase family protein
Molecular function (GO): peptidyl-prolyl cis-trans isomerase activity
Source: RefSeq, a predicted model, not a curated record
UCCUAAACCAUUUGCUACCGCUAUUUGUUUCUUUAUCAAAAGAAAGGUGACCGUUCCUCUGAUUCCAUUAUCCAGUCUUCCAAAUCGAGCUCGCUCAACAAUACUCACUUCAUAUCUGGAUCAAGAAUGGCGUCCGCCUCUCUCCUUCUUCCGCUAGGUUCUUCUUUUGCUGUGAAAUUGUCCAAUAAUUAUGAAAUAACCAGAGGCAGACCAAGAAGAGUUCCUGCAAAAUAUAUGAGUUUGGGACUUAGGGCGAAAGCUUCACAAAGUGUUGGGUAUGGGUAUGAGGAUGACAUGGCAUUAAUUAAAAGGCGGGAUGUGAUUGGAAUUGGAUUAGCUAUUACUGUUAGUGCUUCAAGCCUUCUAAUUCAGUCUUUAAAUGCCAAGGCUGCUGGGUUGCCACCACAAGAGAUACCAAGACUAUGUGAUGAAACCUGCGAGAAGGAGCUUGAAAAUGUUAUGAAGGUGCCUAUGAUAACUACAGUGUCUGGUUUGCAAUACAAGGAUAUAAAAGUUGGUUCUGGCCCUACCCCCCCUGUUGGUUAUCAGGUGGCUGCAAACUAUGUAGCAAUGGUUCCAUCUGGACAAGUAUUCGACAGCUCUCUGGAAAAGCGUCAGGUUUACAUAUUUCGUGUUGGCUCAGGUCAAGUUGUUAAAGGACUCGAUGAAGGGAUUCUAAGCAUGAAGGUUGGAGGAAAACGUCGACUAUAUGUUCCAGGAUCUUUGGCAUUUCCCAAGGGCCUAACUUCAGCUCCAGGACGGCCUAGAGUCGCUGCAAAUAGUCCUGUCAUUUUCGAUGUGAGUUUGGAAUACAUACCAGGUCUCGACGAUGAAGAAGAAGAAUAGUAAUAUGAAAUAUAUACUAUUACUACCUACUUUUUGUCAUGUCCAUAGUAUGUUUGUUUAUAGAGCUCACCCUGAAAGGAAAAUACUCAAAUACAAUCUUCCUAAUUUACCCUUCCUUCUCUUUUGAUCAUCCCGUAAAAGGUUGUACUGCUAAAAUGUAUCUAAUCAUGGACAAAAUCAUCUUUUUUAUUUGUAAAAUGAACUUAUCGUUUUGUAUGUAUGUAUUUUUACUCGGUAUAAUAUCAAACAAAACAUGGAUUCA